This is a messenger RNA of Strongylocentrotus purpuratus (purple sea urchin), 2379 nucleotides long. RefSeq names its product germ cell-less protein-like 1. Gene Ontology annotation, molecular function: protein binding. Lineage: Eukaryota; Metazoa; Echinodermata; Echinoidea; Camarodonta; Strongylocentrotidae. Gene Ontology annotation, biological process: germ cell development. The coding region runs from base 118 to 1599 and encodes 493 amino acids. The record is from RefSeq and is a predicted model, not a curated record. The transcript has 15 exons.
UUGUUUCGGGCUGCGAACUUCGCUGGAAAAAAAACCCAAGCGAGAAAACAAAAACAUUUCGUAAAUAAACAACAUAUCAAAUGUCUCUUGUGAAAGGAAAUUCUUAGUUCAACUGAAAUGGGUUCCACUUUUUCUGGUUACACACGUUCCCCUAGAGUUUCUGAUAUCAAAGGAAGAAAGAGAACACUUAACGAAGAUGACAGUGAUGACGAGAGUGAGGCAAAUGAAGUUCUACACACCCCGCAACGAAAAAAGAUGAAGUCCACUUCCAAGUACAUCUACAAUGCACUGUUUGUGAAUGGGGAGAAUUCUGACAUCUCAAUACAUGCCCUAGGGAAGGACUGGCCUCUUCACAAGAUAUAUCUUUGUCAGUCGAGUUACUUUGCGAGUAUGUUCAAUGGGUCAUGGAGAGAAUCAAAGCUCACCGAGAUAGAUAUUGAUGUACCAGACACAAACAUUGAUAAAGAGGCCUUACAGAUCGCCCUUGGCUCGUUAUACAGAGAUGACGUACUCAUAGAACCUGUCAAGGUUGUUUCCGUGCUUGCCGCCGCUUCACUUCUUCAACUAGAAGGACUUAUCCAACAGUGUGCUGAUAUUAUGACUGAAACCAUUAGUCCCAAGACAGUAUGUAGCUACCAUUCAGCAGCAACAUCUUAUGGCUUACAACAAGUGGCAAAGAGUUGCUUUGAGUGGUUGGAGCUGAAUUUGAUGGUUGCACAGAAACCAACAUUACUAAGGGAACUUAGCUCUGAGUUAUUUGAGAAAGUUAUCCAAUCUCCCAACCUCUUUGUGCUACAAGUGGAGAUGGAUGUCUACUCAAUGGUCAAAAAGUAUGUGUUCUUGAAGCUGACACCUUCAUGGCAGGGAGAUUCCAAGAUGCUCGGAAGAGAAGCUGAUAAAUACUUCAGGAGAUAUAAUGCAGGUUGUUUUCUGAAGUCUGACGUGGGGGCGCCCUACGCUCGUCUCUUCUCUGUGCUGAGGCUAGGAAGUAUCAUCAAUGAGCCAAGUUCUUGUAGACAUGUAGAAGAUGACAAGAUUAUUAUGCAAGAUUUUCUACUGCCAGUUUACAGACAGCAAUGGCAGCACAUGUUAGCCGUGGAGCAUGGCCAGGACCUAGGGCCGAAGGAUGAGACGGUCUCUGCAGAUCAGUUUGAUCAGCUCAGUAUGAGAUGUGGACGAAUCAUCAAAAAAGAUGCAGAGUAUUGCUGGAGGUGGACAGGGUUCAAUUUUGGAGUUGAUCUUCUUGUCACAUUUACAAAUAGAUUGAUAAUUUUGAGGCGGAAUACGGGUACUCAUCCUGUCACAGCUAGUGUCAGCCUACAGAAUAGCAGAAAUAUCAUGUUUAGAAUAAGAGUUGUUUCCUAUGACAGUCAGGGUCAGAUCUUGUAUCAGAAGCUGAGUGAUUUAACUCCACUGGCGCUACACAAAGAUGAGGAGAUUGUGGUAUUAAACAUUGACCGACACGCCCCUUUCCCAAUGCAAAUAGGGGUGAAUGUGAUGUGCGUGACUCCGCCCCAACCUGUGGUAGAGACGGCAGAGAGUUUAACCCUUCAGCAACCUACCCAAAGGCAGCAGCAACUCUCGGGUCAAGAUGAAUGAGCUACUGUUCAGGGAUUUAAAGUCUCAAGAAUAAACUGAUGAACUUCAAACCAUUGCCUGGAGCCGAUAUCUAGCCAAGAUAUGGACUUGAGGUCAUGAAUUCCAAGUAAAACAUUGAAACUAUUAUGUGGUGUAUGAUAACUGUAGACCCUAAGCUAGACAUACAAGCCAUCAAACAUGUGAAAGGACUUCAGCGGUGUUCCACACGUCAGCUUUGCCUGUUUUGUUUACAACCGCUCUACAAGCCUUGGGGAUAGUUGUUUUGAAGAUAACUGUCCACAAUUGUUAUGUUUGAACCUGCCCGAUAGCUCCUUGAAGCACUGAUUUUUUCAUUUACACACUUUACAACUCUGUGGCAGGAUGCUAAAGUUCCAAAUUUGUAUGCAGGAAGGCUUUAUUUCAAGGUGGUAUUUUGUUGAUCAACAAGUUUCUGUGUGUGUGGUCUGUGACAUGCAAACAUCUUCAACUGCAACCUUGGUUAGUUUGUACUGCGGUGCAAACAUCUUCAACCCCAACCUUGGUUAGUUUGUACCUGUGGUGCAAACAUCUUCAACCCCAACCUUGGUUAGUUUGUACCUGUGGUGCAAACAUCUUCAACCCCAACCUUGGUUAGUUUGUAUUGUGGUGCAAACAUCUUCAACCGCACCCUUGGUUAGUUUGUACUGUGGUGCAAACAUCUUCAACCGCAACCUUGGUUAGUUGUACUGUGGUGCAAACAUCUUUAACCACAUCCUUGGUUAGUUUGUACCUGUGGUGCAAACAUCUUCAACCCCAACCUUG